UGCCGAACGCUCCAUAUCCGGGUUCCCGCCGCCGCCGCCGCCGCCUCGCUCAUUCAGCUUUGCCGGGAGCGGUGUGAUUCCCGACCAAGAUGGCGGCUGUGGGGCGAGUCGGCUCCUUCGGUUCCUCUCCGCCGGGAUUAGCUUCGACUUACACAGGCGGCCCCUUGGCUAACGAGCUAACAUCCGGCAACGGCGGCGCCGCAGCAGGCGACGACGAAGACGGGCAGAACCUUUGGUCCUGCAUCCUCAGUGAGGUCUCCACCCGCUCGCGCUCCAAGCUCCCCGCAGGGAAGAACGUACUGCUGCUGGGUGAAGAUGGAGCUGGAAAAACAAGCUUAAUAAGAAAAAUUCAGGGAAUAGAAGAGUAUAAGAAAGGAAGAGGAUUGGAGUAUUUGUACUUAAAUGUUCAUGAUGAAGACCGAGAUGAUCAAACAAGAUGUAAUGUAUGGAUCCUAGAUGGAGACCUGUAUCACAAGGGCCUCCUCAAAUUUUCACUGGAUGCCAUUUCUCUGAAGGACACUCUAGUUAUGCUGGUUGUUGAUAUGUCAAAGCCUUGGACUGCUUUGGAUUCUUUACAGAAAUGGGCAAGUGUUGUUAGAGAACACAUUGACAAAUUGAAAAUUCCUCCUGAAGAAAUGAAAGAAAUGGAACAAAAGUUGGUUAGAGACUUCCAAGAAUAUGUAGAGCCGGGAGAAGAUUUUCCAGCCUCUCCUCAGAGAAGAAAUACCGGGUCACAGGAAGAUAAAGACGACAGUGUGGUUUUACCUCUGGGUGCGGACACACUUACACAUAACUUGGGCGUCCCAGUACUAGUAGUUUGCACAAAGUGUGAUGCCAUUAGUGUGUUGGAGAAAGAACAUGACUACAGAGAUGAACAUUUUGAUUUUAUUCAGUCACAUAUCCGGAAGUUUUGUUUACAGUACGGUGCUGCACUUAUUUACACGUCAGUAAAAGAAAACAAAAAUAUAGAUUUAGUAUAUAAAUAUAUCGUUCAGAAAUUGUAUGGAUUUCCCUAUAAGAUUCCUGCUGUUGUUGUGGAAAAAGAUGCAGUAUUUAUUCCAGCAGGUUGGGAUAAUGAUAAGAAAAUAGGAAUAUUACAUGAAAAUUUUCAAACAUUAAAAGCAGAAGAUAAUUUUGAAGACAUUAUAACCAAACCACCUGUCCGAAAGUUUGUACAUGAGAAGGAAAUUGUGGCAGAAGAUGACCAGGUGUUUCUUAUGAAGCUGCAGUCCCUUUUAGCAAAGCAACCACCAACUGCAGCUGGAAGGCCUGUGGAUGCCUCACCAAGAGUCCCAGGAGGCUCCCCUCGAACACCAAAUCGAUCAGUGUCAUCCAAUGUUGCCAGCGUGUCGCCCAUCCCUGCUGGAUCCAAAAAGAUCGAUCCAAACAUGAAAGCUGGAGCUACCAGUGAAGGUGUCCUGGCAAAUUUCUUCAAUAGCUUGCUGAGUAAGAAGACCGGCUCUCCAGGAGGCCCCGGUGUGGGCGCUGGGAGCCCUGGGGCCGGGGCUGCGGGUGGAGGCGGUGCUCUACCACCGUCCGCCAAAAAGUCAGGCCAGAAACCUGUCCUGUCGGAUGUUCACGCGGAACUAGAUAGAAUUGCCCGCAAACCAGUUACAGUUUCCCCUGCAGCACCUACGUCUCCUACAGAAGGAGAAGCUUCUUGAAGAUACCAAAUAAAGCCAUUUCUUCAGUUUUCUGGGAUAAUGUAAACUUGCCUUUGCCUUCUCCUUCAAAAGUGGAAUUAGGGAACUGGAUUGUUUUUUCAGAUGGACUAAAUUUUUUUUUUCAUUCUUUUUUUUUUUUGUGGUUGCCCGUUUUUAUAAAAGGAAGCUACACAGAAGAAUUAUUCUACACUAUGUAGGAUUGCUGUUUGCAUUGCCACUUUGCAUUAGGAAAUAAUUUUGGAUUUUGAAAAACUCAAAAUUUAUAGAUCUGAACUACAGCCAUAUGAUCAUACUCUAAAGGCUAUUUAAAACAUAGGAGGGUUUAGGAAAAGGCAGAAAAUAAUAUGCUUUGGGCAUUUGACUGACUUGGAAGUCCAAACUUAUUUAGUUAAGACUAUUAAAAUCUUUUGAAAAGAUAUGUGUUAGUUUUGAUGGAAAAGAGAAAAUGAUCAAUUGUUAGAUUUUCCACACCAACGUAAAUACACCACCACACGUGGAAUAUGCUGAGGAAACGAUCAGAUAGCAUUUGAUACACUAGUCGUUGUCUCGAUCCAUGAUCCUGUAAGUUGUCAUCAAAGUAGGAUUUUGAAAUAUUGGCCAAGAUUCAUUCUUUAUUUGAGAAGAAGGAAAGCACACUGCCUAAAUGCAUAAAAGAAAAAUGCAGAGGUUAUUAAAAUGUAAAGAGGUAACCAUCUUUGGAUUUGUCUAUCUAUAUCUGUUUUGAUACAUAGAUAUAGAUAUAUAUAAUGGCUCUGCCUUAAUCAACCCCUUUUUUGUUUGUGACUUUCAACUGUAAUCAGUUAAUAAAGUAUUUAUUCUCUGCAUUCAAGUUCCAAUAACUUGUUGCAUUCUCUUAUAUAUAAUUUGUAUUUAUCAGACCAUGAAUAAGAUUCAUUAGUAUUUUAAAGUAUUUAACUUAAUAGGAUUAUUAAGCAUUCUGAUCUUUGUAGGAGACAAGCAACUAUGUAAGAUUCACUAUCUUAUAAGUUUCCUUAAGUUGGGAGUUUACCUUGAUCCACACAUCUUCCCCCACAAGCAUGUCUUGAACUACAGAAUCUUAUGUCAGCAUCUCUGGUAGAUAAAAAUAUAGCCUUUUGCAUUAUUUUUUGGGCAGAAGCUGUUUUAGAAGCCUGGCGAAUGCACUGACACAGCCCAUCUCUUACAGGCGGGACCGCCUGUUGUUAGUCGCUCCCCCUGAAUCUUCAAUACUGUUUUCAAAUGCUUGUUUUAGAACCUUCAUAAGAACAAGGUGACUUCUUGCUAGAGUUCAACUAAGGAACCCAUGCACAUUUAACUUACUGAAUCAUUACAGAUAACUGGGGGAAAUGGCUACGCCCUUAAAUUGGCCCUUGUUAUUACUUUAAAAUAUAUAUCCCCCCAAUUUUUUUUUUCAGCAAAAAUGUUUGAGGACAAUAUCCCUUCUAUCUAACAUAAGCCUUUCAUUAGGACUUUAAAAUCUUUACUUUUAAAUAGCAUUUGGUUCCUAAUAGUUGAAUAUAAAUGUUGUAAUUACAUGAGAGGGUAAUGAUUUGUUUCAAGGUAGGAAAAACUUAGACUAUUCACGGGCACGGAAAAACUAAUUUGUAAAAACAUUUUGUUUGAGGAAAUAGGAGAUGAAAAAUGCCAUUGAUAGAAUCUUGAGUCUGGAAAGGGUUCUGCGGUCAUGGUGUUAUAAAGACCAAUUUUUCUAAACGAGUACUUGAAGUAAGUGAAGCUAAUGACAGAAGGAAAACGGCCGCCUGGGCAUCAUGUCUGCUGUGUCUGCUUGUCAAGACCAACUCAUUUUUCUCUGUGUGACAUUGGAGAUGUACUAGAACAUCCUCGGAAUUCACAGUCAUUAGCUGAAAUAACUGUAAAAUUGUUCACUUUGUAAUGUAUUCAGUUUAAUCUAAAACCUCAUGUUUACCAUGUUUAAACGUUAAACCAAUUUUUGUCCCUAUUUUUUUGCAAGGAAAUUUGUUUAUAAACUACUUAAUUUUUGUUGUUUGUUUUUAAUCACUUUUUAUUGAAGUGCUCAGUACAGUGUGCAAAUUCAGGUUAUAUGGUUUGAAAUACCUCGGAUCAGCUGUGCUUCCUGUGUGCCCCUCAUCAGCACCCCUACUGGCAAGUGACCACUCUCCCAGCUUCCACAGCUGUAGAUAAGCUUUGUUUAUACUCUUUAUGUAAAUGGAAUCCUAGAGUUGAUAUUCCUUUUGUGUAAGGCUUCCUUCAGUAUUUUAUUUCUGUGACACAUCAACAAAUACAUGUAGCCGUAAUUAUCCAUUUUCAUUGCACCAUAACAUUCUAUCGUGCAAAUACACUAUAAUUUGCUAUUGAUGGAGGUAUAUCAGUUUCCUAUUGCUGCUGUAACAAGUUACCAAAAUUUAGUGGCUUCAAGCACUGCAAAUUUAGUAUUUUAUCAUUCUGGGGGUCAGAGUCCAAAAUCAGUCUUAAUGGGCUCAAUUUAAGGGGUCAGCGGGGCUGGUUUCUUUUGGAGGCUCCACGGAGCAUCUGUUUCCUUCCUUUCCAGCUUCUAGAGGCUGCUUGCAUUCCUUGGGUUCCUGGUCCCUUCAUCUUCAAGGCGUAGCAUCUUGAACUCUGUGCCUCAGUCCCGUCGCUUCUCGCCCUGAACCUGCUUCCUCCCUGCCACCAGCAUCCGUGUGAUUAACUGGGGCCGGCCUGAGCAAUCCAAUGUAAGCUUCCUCAACACUUCACCCUCCUUGCUAGCCUGGUUUCUGAAGAGAAAUCAGAUAGAAUUCUUCUCUAUGCUUCUCCAGAGAUAUUUUUUUUCCUUUUGAUUCUUUCAAGAUUUUUUUUUUAUCUUUGAUUUCAUGCAACUUGGUAUGUUCUGCCUAGGUGUAGUGUUGUGGGAUUUAUCCUUCUUAGUGUUCCAUAAACUUUCUGGAUCUGUGGUUCAGUGUGUUGACCUUAAUUUGGGGGAAAUUCUCAAUCAUUAUUGCUUCAAAGAUUUACUUUGUUUCUUUCUGUAUUGUGUGUAUGUUACAUCUUUGCAGCCUUACAGGAUAUUCUGUUCCUACCCCCUCACCCCCACACACACUCUCACAUCUCUGGUCGUUCAUCUAAUAGCUUUUUAGUUUCGGAAGUUUCUGUUAACAUAUACUGUCACUCAGAGGUAUCUUUCCUCAGUCAUAGUCAUGUCCUAAUUAGCCCAUGGAAAGCAUUCUUCAUUUCUGUUAGUUUUUUUUUAAUCUCUAGCAUUUCUUUUUGGUUCUUAGAAUUUCCAUCUUUCUGCUUAUACAUGUUGCCUACUUCUUCUGUUAAUGCCCUUAGUGUGUUAAUCAUAGUUGUUUUCAAUCUGUUUCUGAUGCUGUGCCCUGUCUCUCCAAACUACUUUUUACCUUUUACUAUGCCUUAUAAUUUUCUGUUGAUAGCCGGACAUGAUGUCCUGGGUAAAAAGAACUCCAGUGAAUACACCUUUAGUGAUGUGGCGGUAAGGUGUUGGGGAGAGGGGACGCAUUCAGUAUCCUAUGAUUAGGUCUCACUGGGCCUGUGCCCCUGGGCUGUUAACUUCGUAAGUGCUUCUCAGUCCCCAUCUCCACCCACAAACUCCUGCUCCUUCGGUGGGACCGGAUGGCUGGAUGGGGAACACCCAGGGAUUUUCUCUGAUUUUUUUCCCUUCGACAUCCUAAUAGAGCUCCUCACAGAAGUGGGGGAUCCUCCUAUGAUUAGGGACUUGUGGCUUACAGGAUUGAGCCACCAGCAACUUGUCAACUAUAGAGUUCAGGCUUUCCUACCCCAGUACUGUCUCCCUAGGAGGUUUCUGCUUGGGAGUUUCUAAUUAAGCAAGUUGUUCUGUGUCCACUCACCAGUCUCUCCAAUUUAGGGGCCAGGGGUUGGCCCUGGGACAUCACUUCUCUGACAAAUCUAAAAAGAGCUGUUGAAUUUUCAGUUCCAAACUCCUUACUUGAUAGCUUGGAAACUGGAAGUCUGAUUCCCCCCUCUCAAAAUCCUAAUCACGUCUGCAAAGUCCCUUUGCCUAAUAAGGUAGCAUUCACAGGUCCCAAGCAUUAGUCUAUGGACAUCGAGGUAGGACUGUCAUCAAGCCUACCUACAGGGUGUUUCGGUGGCUUUCAGAUUUUCUAUUGCUAUUAUGAAUUGUGCUGUUAUGAACACUCUCAAAUGUGUCUUGUGGAAAAUAAGUUCUCAUUUCUACUGAGUAUAUGCAUAGAUUUGGAUUGCUGGGUCCAUAAGCUCUGUGUAUAUUCAGCUUUAGUAGAUAAUGUCAAACAGUUUUUCCAAAGUGGCUAUAAAAAUUUCCAUCCCUGGGUUGCCUGCCUGACUCAGUCGGUAGAGCAUGCCUUGAUAUCUGGGUUGUGAGUUUAAGCCCCCCAUACUGGGUGUAGAGAUUACUUAAAACUAAAACUUUUUUAAAAAUCCAUUCCUGGGAGAAAAUAUUUACAGAUUAUAUGUCUAAAGAGUCUAGUAUUCAGAUUACAUAAAGAAUUCCUACAACUCAAUAGUAAGACCAGUAACCUAAUGUUAAAAUAGCCAAAGGAGUUGAAAAGACAUUUCUCCAAAAAAGAUACACAAAUGACAAGCACAAGAAAAGAUGCUUCUUCUCAUUAACAGGUGAGGAAAUGCAGAUCAAAACCACAAUGAGGUACCACUUCACAGCCAAAACAAAACAGGAGUGUUGACGAAGAUGUGGUGAAAUUAGAACCUCCAUACAUUGCUGGUGGGAAUGUAAAAUGUAAAUUGGCAGCCACCUCGGGAAACAAUGUAGCUGCUCCUCCUAAGAUUGAACGUAGUUACCAUAUGACCCAGCAGUGCCCCGGAGACCAUGUGGCAUCACAGAUACUUGUAUGCAAAUUGUUACAGCAUCAUUGCUCAUAAUAGCAGCACGGUGCAAACAACCCAAACAUCUACCAACAGACAAAUGGAUAGAAAAAAUUUGGCAUAUCCUACAAUGGAAUAUUUUUCAGCUAUAAAAAGCUACAAAAAGGAAUGAAGUAUUGAUACAUGAUACAAUAAGGGUAAACCUUGAAAACAUACUAUUAAGGGAAAGAAGCCAGUCACUAAAAGUCACGAUAUAGGAUUCCAUUUGCAGGAAAUGUCCAGAAUAGGCAAAUCCACUAAAACAGAAAGAACACGAGUGGUCUCUUGUUCAUUUUAGACAUGCUGGCACGUAUACAGUAGGAUCUUGUGGUGGUUUUCAUUGUAUUUCCUUGAUAACUUAUGCAUGUUUUAUGUUUAUUGGCCAUAUAGAUACCUUCUUUUGUAAAGUACCGCUUUAAGAAUCUUAAGAAUCUUGUCCUUUUUCUUUUUAGGGGGGGAGGGAGAAGGGGGAAAAAUGAGGGGGAACCCAUCUGACAUUUUCUUACUGACUUCUUUACCUAAUAGGAUGCUUGUUCUUGUCAGAUAUGUAUUGUAAAUAUCUUCUCUCAUUUUGUGGUUUGCCUUUUCUCUCUGUAUCUUCUCUCUGGUAUCUUUUGAUGAGUAGGAGUUAUUGAUUUUAAUGUUUCAUUUGUCUGCUUUUCUUCAUGGCUCUUGCUUUUAUGAUCUGCUGUAAAGAAAUCCUUGCCUGUUCUCAAGGAGAUGGUAUUCUAUAAUUUUUUUGUAAAAGAUUUAUUGUUUUACUUUUCUACAAUCCUAGGAUUGAUUUCUGUGCAUGGUAUGAAGUAGGGGACAAGGUGUUUUGGGGUUGUUUUUUUUUAACUGUGGGUACUCAAUUAAUUCAGUACCAUUGUUGGGAGACUCAUCCCUCUUCACUUCACUGUAGUUCCCUGUGGUCAUAAUUUGUCCAUCUACAGGUACGUCUGUUCUGGGCAUUCUCUUCUCUUCUAUUUGCCAGUUGGCCUAGACUCUACCGGCACUACAGUCUCAAUUUCUGUCCUUUAUGUGGUAACCUAAGCCCUCCAGUAUCGUUUCCCCGUAAGAUCGUUUUUGCUAUUCUUGACACGCUGCAUUUCCGUUUACUGCCCGUUGCCAUACCCACCCACACACCACCACAUACACAUCCUGCAUUUUGAUUGAGAUUGCCUUGAAUUUGGGGGAUAAAUUGGGGAUAAAUGUCAUCUUUAAAACGUCUUCCAGACUAUACACAGAAGUAUCCUUCCACUUAUAAAGGUUUUCUUCAAUAUCUCGUAGCAAUAUUUAUAUUUUACAAUGUAUCAUCUUGUACCUCCUGUUGGUAGUUUAGUUUUUCCAUUGAACUUUUUUGAUACUAUUGUACAUGGCAUCUUUUUAAAAUUUCAUUUUAUUUGUUGCUGGUGUAUGGAACUACAUCCUUUUCAUAUUAUCCAGAAACCUUAUUCAAAUUCCUUCAUCAAUGUAAUGGUUCAUGUGUAAUUUAUUAUGUAUUUUUCUACAUAGAAUUAUGUCAUUUGUAAAUUAUGAGUCUUAAUCCUUUUUAAUGUUGUCUUGCUUUAUGAUGCCUGUGCACCAGUGUAGAACCCUAUCGAACCAAUGAGAGGAAGCAUCUUUAUCUUGUUCCCCAUCUCAGAGUGAAAGCUUUUCAUAUUCCACUAUUGAGUAUAUUUACUGCAUGCUUUUUGUAGACACUAUCAAAGGAAGAAAGUUCUCUUCUUUCCUAGUUACUUUAUAUCAUGAGUUUUAUCAUGAGUGAGUGUUAAAUUUUAUAAAAUGCUUUUUUCUUUAUUGAGAAUCAUUUUCUUUUUUUUUCUGUUAAUGGUAUCAUUUACAUUACCUUUUAAAAAUAUUAAGCCAACUUUGUAUUCCUGAAAUAAAUCUAACUUGAUCCUGAUGUAUUAGUUUUAUUAUAUUGCUGUAUUUGGUUUGCUGAUAUUUUAUUAGGAUUUUGCAUUCUGCACCUGAGAAAGAUUGGCCUGUACUUUUCAUUUCCCAUCAUGUUUUUGUCAGUGUUCGAUAUCAAGAUUAUGUUGACCUCAUAAAUCAAGUUGGAAAGUAUUCUCUUUUUGUAUUCUUUGUAAAGACUUUGUUAAAGA
Suricata suricatta (meerkat) is the source of this 8569-nucleotide messenger RNA. RefSeq names its product dynein cytoplasmic 1 light intermediate chain 1 (gene DYNC1LI1). The record is from RefSeq and is a predicted model, not a curated record. Gene Ontology annotation, molecular function: dynein heavy chain binding. Lineage: Eukaryota; Metazoa; Chordata; Mammalia; Carnivora; Herpestidae. Gene Ontology annotation, cellular component: cytoplasmic dynein complex; centrosome. Gene Ontology annotation, biological process: microtubule-based movement; microtubule cytoskeleton organization. The transcript has 13 exons. The coding region runs from base 90 to 1664 and encodes 524 amino acids.